AUGGCAACGCAGACGCAGAUAGAAUACCUCGCCGAGCCCUCUGGCGCCCAUGGCGAGGCCAAGUCCCGGUCGGUAUUGACGGCCAACAACACUGCCGACACCACGUCUCCCAGUAUGGUGAUUGAACUCGGCCGGAUCCGAAGCAGACAGGUCGACCCUGCCGAGUCUCCCACCCGCCAUGAUUUAGGUGGUCUGCCGGAAGAGCAAGGCAGCCCGGCUCGUCUACUGCCACAGGGCGUACCGCCCGAGCUGCCCAACCUCAUGGCCGAGAUUGUCUUUGUCCUCGUCUGCACGGCGGGCCAGCUAAUCUUCUCCCUGACUCUGGGCCACAUCACCGUGAAUCAGUUUGUCUUCCAAAAGGCUCUAGGCAUUGUGCCUUCGCAGAUUCCUUGGCUGGUUGGCUCGUCCAGCCUGGCCAGCGGUCUGUCCGUCAUCAUCUUUGGCCCGCUGGCCGAUUUGGCUCCGCCGAAACCUCUCAUGGUUGCAGCCUUUCUGUGGGAAGCCGUCUGGAACGCCGCGUCUGCGCUGGUCAUCUCGCCAAAGCUCAAGAUUUUCUUCUUCGUGUCGCGGGCCAUGCAGGGAUUGGCCGUCGGCGUCCUCGUCUCGACCUCGAUGAGCAUCCUGGGACGAGUGUACAAUCCUGGCAUACGCAAGACCCGCGUCUUCUCCAUGAUGGCAGCCGGUGCGCCGUUUGGAUUCUGGGUCGGAGCCAUGCAGGGCGGUGCCCUCAGCUCCCAUUUACCCUGGAUCUUUGGUAGCACAUCGCUGUUCCUCUGCGCUUGUGCCGCGGCCGCAUAUUUUACCAUCCCUCCUCUAGUCCCUGCCAGGGACAGCAACUCGAUCGAUGUACCAUCAAUCAAGCAGUUUGACUACAUUGGUGCAACUCUGGCGUCUCUCGGCAGCGGAUUGAUCCUUUUUGGGCUUACACAAGGCUCGUCUGUGCAGUGGAACCCCUACACCUAUUCUCUUGUCAUUGUAGGAUGUCUCAUGCUGCUUGCGUUUUAUUUCUCUGCUCCUCAUGUAAAGCGACCACUCGUGCCUCAUGGAAUCUGGAAAAUACCAGGCUUCGUUCCCGUCUUGGUUGCCUACAUUUUUGGUUACGGUGGCUACUCUGGUGCUUGGCAAUUCUAUGCCAUUCAAUUCUGGAUCCGCUAUCAAGGUGCUUCGCCUCUUAGGGUAGCGCUAUACCUUGUUCCCAAUGCUCUGGUCGGGGUUGCUGCCGUGUGGCUCGUGUCUAGAACGCUUCAUGUCCUCCCCGGCCACUGGAUCCUGGCGACGAGCAUGGUCUUCUUUGGCAUCGGAAACGUCUUUUUUCUUCCGCAACAACCAAGCACCUCGUACUGGGCGCUGUCCAUGCCAGCUGUGGCUUUGGCGUCGCUUGGCCCAGACAUGAGCUUUGCGGCGGCGACCAUCUUCAUCACCUCUAGUGUGCCCAGAUCAUACCAAGGCUCAGCGGGCAGCUUGUUGGUGACGGUUCAGAACUUGACACUCGCUAUAAUGACGUCGGUGUCCGACUCCAUCGGAAUCAAGGUUGACAAGUUGCCGUCCGGAGAGAUUGGCUUGGAGGGCAUGCGCGCUAUUUGGUGGUUUGGCUUGGCCUUGUCUCUUGUAGCGGCUCUGAUUGCGGCCACAAUGGUCCGAAUUCCCAAGGCGGAAGAGAAGGAGCACGUACAGUAA
Molecule: messenger RNA, 1677 nt
Organism: Beauveria bassiana ARSEF 2860
Lineage: Eukaryota; Fungi; Ascomycota; Sordariomycetes; Hypocreales; Cordycipitaceae
Product: efflux pump antibiotic resistance protein
Exons: 2
Coding region: 1-1677 (558 amino acids)
Biological process (GO): transmembrane transport
Cellular component (GO): membrane
Molecular function (GO): transmembrane transporter activity
Source: RefSeq, a predicted model, not a curated record